Polistes dominula (European paper wasp) is the source of this 662-nucleotide messenger RNA. Its product is annotated as 4-vinylanisole receptor. Gene Ontology annotation, cellular component: plasma membrane. Gene Ontology annotation, biological process: detection of chemical stimulus involved in sensory perception of smell; sensory perception of smell. NCBI's taxonomy places the organism in Eukaryota, Metazoa, Arthropoda, Insecta, Hymenoptera, Vespidae. Gene Ontology annotation, molecular function: odorant binding; olfactory receptor activity. The record is from RefSeq and is a predicted model, not a curated record.
UGACAAGCGGGGCUUGCAGUUUGGCAGCACUUUACGUUUUACACGCAUGCGGACAAUUAGAAAUUUUAAUCAGAAGAUUGGAAGAAUUGGUUGACGAUACUAAAACGAGUAUCAUUUCGUUGGAUGAAAAAUUAGCUGCUUUGGUGAGACAUCAUAUUAAUGUCAGUGGAUUUUUAAAAAAUAUCGAAGAAGCUAUGCAACAUAUAUGUUUAGUGGAAGUGGUUGGUUGUACAUUGAUUUUAUGUCUUUUGGGAUAUUAUAUCAUCAUGGAAUGGGAAAACAACGAUGCUGUAGCAAUGUUAACUUAUGCGAUAUUACUUGUAACUUUUACGUUCAACAUUUUUAUAUAUUGUUUCAUUGGUGAACUUUUGACCGAUCAGGCUAUGAAAGUUGCAAGAACGUCCUGCACAUUGGAAUGGUUCCAUUUGCCAGAAAAAACUUCACGAUGUUUGAUUUUGAUUAUGGCAAUGUCUAAUAGACCAAUCAAAAUAACUGCAGGCAAAUUUUUAGAUUUAUCACUGAACAGUUUUGGUGCGAUCGUUAGAACAUCGGUGGCGUAUUUGAACAUGCUUCGUACUACCAGCAUUUAAUAUAUUUUUUUUUUUAUUAGCACAUUAUUCACUUAUUGUAAAAUGCAUCAAAAUCCUUGAACUUCAUUCACA